GUGACUAAAGUUCCGAGGAGGGUUUUGUUAGAUGUUCUAGGUUCAGUAUGAGAACGAACAGAUAUUUCUGAUUUGCGUACCGUAAAACAUAGCAAGCUCUACUCUUCAACGCCAUACAGAAUUCAGUGCUCUGUUAUAGAGAAGUGCUUUACGAUUAAAUCCCAGCAUGUUUUGGGUCUUCCGGACCUUUCUUUGUCUACUUCUUGCACACUGUGUCACGCCGGAGGUGUUCCUUCAGACCAAAGAUGCCAACCAGGUCCUCACACGGCCGAGGCGAGCCAACAGCAUGUUUGAGGAACUAAAAAAGGGUGACAUGGAGCGCGAGUGCUUGGAAGAGCGGUGCAAUUAUGAGGAAGCUCGAGAGAUCUUCGAGAACGACAAAAAGACGAUUGAGUUCUGGAACGUAUACUAUGAUGGAGAUGCGUGCAUAUCGCAGCCAUGCGUUAACAACGGUGUGUGUAAAGAUGGAAUAGGCCGAUAUACCUGUUUCUGCCCUGAAUUGUUUCAGGGGUAUAAUUGUGAGAUCGCAAUACCACAGCUGUGUGAGGUUAAUAACGGUGCUUGUGAGCACUUCUGCAAAGUGGACCAGAAGAAGGGGACUGCAGUCUGCUCGUGUGCCAAAGGCUACAACCUAGCAGCCGACAGGAAGAGUUGUACAUCUAAUGAUCCCUUCAAAUGUGGCUACGUAUUUCCUAAAUCGACCCGAAGCAAUUUAAAAAUUCAUAAUACAGAAAAUGUUACUGACGAGGACAGUGGCUUUGACAUCGGGACAGCAGAUACAACGGAAGGAAAUACAACGACUGCAAAAAAGCCUGUCACAAAUCACACUGUAGAUACCAACAGCAUCUUUGGACUAAUAGAACCCAUUCCUACUGUCAUGGAGGAACCAGUACUGCCAGAAUCUGCGGGAGACACAAGAAUCGUGAACGGUGAGGAUUGUCCACCUGGAGAAUGUCCUUGGCAGGCGUUGCUGAUGAACGAAGACAAGAUAGGCUUUUGUGGAGGGACCAUUCUUAACGAGUACUUCGUUUUGUCUGCCGCCCACUGUAUGAACCUGUCUCGCUCCAUCACAGUUAUUCUAGGUGAAACGGAUAUGCUUGUUCGGGAAGGACGGGAAGCGGUCCAUGCCGUCGAACAGGUCCUUGUGCAUAUGAACUAUCAGCCCGAGACCUACCACAACGAUAUUGCCCUCAUCAAGCUUGUGAAGCCCAUCACUUUUACCAAGUACAUCGUCCCAGCGUGCAUCCCUGAACGCGACUUUGCGGAACGUGUGCUCAUGCAACAAGAAGAGGGCAUGGUGAGUGGAUUCGGACGUCUCCACGAGGGUGGACUACAGGCCACGUACUUGCAGAGGCUCACCGUGCCCUACAUCGAUCGUUCCAUCUGCAGGGAGUCCACCAAAUUCAACAUCAGCCCCCGCAUGUUCUGCGCCGGCUACGGCAGGGAGGAAAAGGAUGCGUGUCAGGGGGACAGCGGUGGCCCGCAUGUCACCAGGUACAAAAACACGUGGUUCGUGACAGGCGUGGUCAGCUGGGGCGAGGGAUGCGCUCGCAAAGACAAGUACGGCGUCUACACGCAGGUUUCCAAGUACCUCAAGUGGAUUGAGAGCGUCAUGGAACAGGUCAUUGCCGAGUCAAAAUUCCGAAACAAGAGACGGGCGCCCAGGCAUGUGCCUGUGAUUCGGCUGUAAAUGAAGAUUAUGUCAUGAUGAAUUCUGUGUAACGGAGGUAAAGAAAUGCAAGAAUAAAACAACAUUGAAAUAAAGGUUCCAUAUAUCAGUCAAUCCUA
Molecule: messenger RNA, 1788 nt
Organism: Silurus meridionalis
Lineage: Eukaryota; Metazoa; Chordata; Actinopteri; Siluriformes; Siluridae
Gene: f10
Product: coagulation factor X
Exons: 9
Coding region: 167-1690 (507 amino acids)
Biological process (GO): blood coagulation; proteolysis
Cellular component (GO): extracellular region
Molecular function (GO): serine-type endopeptidase activity; calcium ion binding
Source: RefSeq, a predicted model, not a curated record